AUGGAGAAUCACAAAGCUAAACUUCUUCAUAUAUUAGAGGAUGUACUGGUAAAAAUCUUUAUCGCGUCUAAGUGAAUUUUACCCCUUUCGCGAUACACAGUUAGAUCUGUAUUCAUCCAAGAUAGCUCAGACGCUACUUGAUUACUUCCGCACGAACGAAAGCGGUCAAAUUUCCGCACAGUCCUAUACUAUUGUGAAACAGAUCUGCUUUCCCAAAGGCAAUCUAUUGUUUUUGUCAUCGUUUUCUCUAUCCAAUAACUGAAUGCAUGAUGUAGUAUGGGGCUGUGCGGAAAUUUUACUUUUAUAUUUUAGAAAGUGAAAAUAUUUUUUUUAAUGGAAAUUCCUGAUCUAAAUUUCAAAUUGGGGCUAAAACAGUGAAGGAAUAAAAAAUGAAGGAAUCAAAAACCGAAACGUAGUACAGUUUGCUGGCCGAACUUUAGUAACGUUAAAGUGUUCAAAGGAUGUGAAAUCUAGAGCAUACACUUUCACUUUAGGGUACUUCUCAAACAAAAACAGCUGUGAACUACAGUUGUGUGUGUUUAUGUAGAUCCAAUUUGCACAGCUGAAUGUCAAUAACCCUUUAAUUCUCAAGAUCUGAUUGACAAUUCUCCCUACACAUUUUUUGGUGAAUUAGUUAUGAGAAUUUGGUGUUAUAUCAGGAUGACUUCAACCUGAUAAGUUUGGCUGAGUGGUUUGGGCACAGGACUUGUAAUCUGGUGGUCCUAGGUUCAAGUCCUUCUCCCUACCACCCACUGAAUUUGUUCUUGGUUGCCCUGAGUUCAACUUCUUGGCUGCGCUGUGUAAAUAGCCAACUAGUCUGCCUCCUACCAGUUGGAAUUUUCAAGCACUUUAUGUUUAUUUGGAAUUUUUGUUUCUCUCUUUGCACAUUUGAACAUAAGUCAAUGAAUGUAUGUGUGUUAGGUAACCGGUCAUUUUGCCAAUGGUAGUUUUGCAAAUGUCUCUGGUCAGUUUGCAAACGUGUAGAAGUCAGUCCACAAAUGUUAUAAACAUUUACAUGUCAACCUGGGUUUAAUUAUACGAUUCAGAAUACUACAUCACUGACACAUUGUGUGUGUAAAUUAUUGGAUGUGAAAUCUCACAGCUUAUUUCUUGCUAAAGUAUAUUUCAUAAUCAAAUGGACAGUUUUUAUCCCGUGUCUCAGUAGUUGUGGACCUUCCUUUAAAGAGCAAAGCUUCCUGCUAGAACACAACAACAGCAAGACCUGUUUCAUAUUGGUAGAUUGAUUUGCAGAUUACAGCUACUGUACAUGCAACAUGCUAACGCUGUGAUAGAACGAAAUCAACUACAAGACUGUACAACUUAAGCUAGAAAGUUAGUUUGUUUGCUCUUGAAAAUGAUGACAUCUCAAAUCUACAAAGUGUGUGAACUGACUUCUUCACAUAUAUUAAAUGUUUAUAACGUUUGCAAACUGACUUCUAAACAUUUGUGAACUGACUUCUACACGUUUGCAAACUGACUAGAGGUCAAACAGAUACUCUGAAAGCAAGCAAGACUCAAAAAAUAUUCUUCAGCAUUUAAUGGUUGUCUUAUAAUUAUAAAGAUCAUAAUAAAAAUGUGAUUCUAAAAUUUUUAUUGCUAGUCAUUGUAGUUAUUUUUGUUUAAUUGUCAUUUACAUCUUUAGGGAAUUGAGGCAAUGGAAACUGCAUUUUGUGGGUAUGAAUUAUUUUAUUGUAGUAUAGACACAAAUGUAAAUAUUUGUAAUACGUUAUUCUCAGCUCUACUGACUUCUUGCAUGUAGAGAAUUGCUUUGAAUUUGUUUCAUUUUUUUUUCCCAAAGAAUGCUUGUCCACAAUGAAGAGGAUGAAGAUCGAGAUAUCAAGGAGACUUUCCAAGGUGUUUUCAAACCUUUCUGGGCUGGUGUUCCUGUGGUAAAUGAUUUACUCUUACAUAUCAAAUUACUGAGUGACAAUUUCUUCAUUAUAGUGAAAAAUGUCGAGUCUGUUCUCAAGCCUACUGCCUCUCCCUCCCUCAGCUGGAGCUUAUCCCAAUUUCCUUGUUUUAUGAAGUGACUAGUAGUAUUACUACUCCCCCUUGGGGAUGGGGUGCUAGUUCAUAACAAGGUUACCCCCCCCCCUUCCCUAGCAUUUAAUCAGGCUUUGCAGAAAAUUUGCCAGCACCCAUUUAAACUCCUGGGAGAGAGAGGCCUUGUGAGAGGAAAGUGUUUUGCCUAAGAACAUAGCACAAUGACCUGGCCAGUUCUCAAACUUGGACCUCUCGACGUGGAGUCCAUUACACUGACCAUUAGACCCUAUGUCUCACUACUGUUGUAAAGUAUUAACAUUUCAAAUGUUAAAUAUUAAAUGUAUGCAAAAGUAGAGCCCACAUUUCUUGGCAUGACCUUAUGACUCAGCCUUUAGUAAUUUUGAUUAAGUUAUUCCAGGUUACUUGACAUUUACACUUUUUUUGCUUCUUUUUCCAACUCUGUUUUUUUUUAUUCUAGGAUGCAAGGGAACAACUUCUCCUUGACUUUGUUUCAUUCAUCUACAAUGAAAACAACCCAAGAAGAAUUGACAUUGCUUUUGGUUUACUGGGAAGUUUAGUGGAAGGUUCACUAGUUCCUGCCAGGUAUCCAAACCAAAAUCAUUCUUUUCACAUUCUAAUGAGUAAGAAGCAGUUUCUCAACUGUUUAAGUUUUGUGUUGCUCAGCAUAACCAGUUAGAAAUGGUUUGGUUGUUGUAGAUGUGUUGAUCUUUAUACAGUGCUCUGCCCCAACUCUUUAACCUUUAACCUUUUAACUCCCAUGGAUGACAGAAUUUCUCUUUACAAUAUCAAUUGAUACAAUGUCAUAGCAGACAAUUGAAGAGAAUAAAGAAAGAUGUCAUUAGUUGAUCUAAUACCAAAUUCCCCAAACUAACAUCAUAAGAAUUGUGUCAUAGACAGUAAGGAGAAUUGCUAACAAGAUCUUGGGAGUGAAAGGGUUAGCUAUACAGAUCUGAUUUAUAACUAACCCCUCUAAACUCUUCACAUUUCCUUGAAAACCUGUUUUAUUGACUGUACCAAAUUAAUGCAUUUGAGUGAAUCUCCCAUCAAAUGUUUUACCUGCUAUUGCAUUUCCUCUCCCAGACAUAAUUCAGGGGUUUAUGUGAUUAUUUGCUGCAAGUCUCUGUUCUCUAAUAGUAGGUUCAAGCAAUCUCUGCAAACACAAGCUGAUAAUAGGCUCAGUGCAUAACAAUCCACAUGCAAAUGGUUUGGUUUGCUGGUGAAGUUAGUUUAUUUGGGUUAAUUUAUUAUUGUCAACUGAGUUGAUAGCAUAAAUUGGCCACCGUAAAGAGUUUAAAAGCUGACAUUUUGAGUAUUAGCCCUUUGUUAUUUGCUCUGAUGAAGGGCAAACACUUGAAAUGUCAGCUUUUGAAUUCUUUACGGUGGCCAAUUUAUGUUAUCAAUUCAGUUGGCAAUACUAAAUUACCCUGCUAUACUCUCCCACUGAUGCAGCACCACAGUUUCUUUAAAAACUUACCCCCUUUAUAAGUUGGUUUAUUUGCCUAGGAAAGAAUGAUUUACAAGACCUAAUCUCUGGGAAUGAGGGUAAAGGUAAUUUGGAGAUGGGCUCUUGAAAUUUGGUGAGCUGGGUGUUGGUAUUUGUACUGGGGGUAUUGAAUUUUUUUUCUUUUAUUUACACUUAUCACUAUUGAUCUGUAGGUCAAUGUGUGAAGCUAUCCUCAAGACACCUCACCUCAGUUUUCAGAAAGAAGUAAUGUGGUGUAAAACAUUCCAGCUUCUUUUGAAAAUUGUAGGAGGGGUCGAUUAUAAGGUGAGUAUAACUUGCUCACUAAGCUGGAUUUGAUUUUUCAAGAAUCACACAAUCAUUAAUGUAAGUUAAUUUUAGAUCAAUUUUAAAUCAUUCUUAAAUAAAAACAUGUUAAUGGCAUUAUUUCUGUCAUUUGUUGCAUGUUCUUAGAUGUUCAUACCUUUAUAUUCUUUAUGAAUUUUUUUCAUCAGUAUCAUAACUAUUGUGCAUGAUUAUAAGAUUGCUUUGACUUCCUUUUAUUCUGUGGGUCAUGAGUUUAUCAAAUAUUUUAUCAAAUCUGCCAUUUUCAUCACUGCACACAUUUAUGGAUAUAAGUGGGUAAUUACUAUCCAGAGUUACCCUCACUGAGUUAAGUCUAAGACUAAUACUAAGUGGUUUACUUUGGUUUUCAUGUUGAAGAGCUGUCGUGACAUUCUAAGUUUGGUGUUUCACCUAUUCCGUACCAUUCCAAGCACUGCUGAUCCUGCAUUUACAGACCGAAUACAAGCUUGUGUUAAGGUAUGUUCCUGUACAAUAUAAAGGCUCUAUGACCUCAAAGUAAACAUCAAAGUUAAGUAAGGCAAAGGUGAUUAAUGAAACUAAUUGUAUAACUUGUUCCACCCAAUAAAUGAUAAAUAUUUUAUUAAGUAGCUUUAAAAGCACUUUCUAGAGGUGAGUGAUGCACUCAACUUUUCUUGUUUAAAAUUUGCAGGUUGUCCGUUAUAUUUUAGAUAGGAAUACCUGUCUUCUGCCUGCCUAUUUUGUCAUUAAUGAGGUAAGAUACAUCUUUCCACGUAAGUAACAAGUUUAACUGCUGAAGUUAGUCUAAGGAAACUGGUCAGUUUGGCUAUUUUUCAGAUAUCCAAGGAUCCUUGUGGGGAUAUUUUUGGAUGUCACUUUCAGAAAACUUGGUUGUAGUUUUCAGAAAACUUCAGAUCAGAAUGACUUCAAAGUAUUGGGAUUUGUAUAUUUUUCUGUGCAAAAUAGCUUUUCAGUGAUCACAAGGAAAGAAGCUACAAAACAAACUAGGCUUACAUGAUUUUACUGUAAGCAUCAUUUUAAGCCACAACAUGUAAUUAUUGGAGUUAAACUUCCCCAUUUUCUUGUUUUAACCUCCUAACAAAGUAUAUCCCAACUGUCAAAAUAAUUUCUUGACAAUGACUUGUCAAUCCUCUCUCAAGCAGACCACCUCGGCCAGCUUGUCACCUUUGACCUCACUCCAAAUCAAAGGCUUGGCAACUAAGUACACAACUGUAAAAUGCAUGGCCUAUUGCCUUGCAUAUGGCUAGGAUUAGUAGUUAGAGAAGCACUGAGUCUGCGUGAUGUUUGCUGCAAAAACUGAGAUCUUACUGAAAGGAUAACCCUGCCCUCUUUAAUUUAAAAACAAAAUAAUUUUUUCUUUCUAGGAAAUAAGGCUAAUGGCUUAUGUAGUUCUAAUAAGGCUCUAGGACAGGUUGAUACUGACAACAAUGUGCAGUUAGAAGGGUGCCACAUGACCAUUGAUCUAACUCUAGUUAAAAGGAUUUUGAUGAUCUUCACACCAAUUGUGCUACAUGGUACACAUUUGGUAUCUAAACUAAGGUUUGUGUAAUGUAGGCAUUGAGUGAUUACAAUUGUAAUUAUUUAAUUAAAUGAUUUUUUAUUUACAUUUUUAGAUCUACAAAAAUUUUCCAGAGGGUAAAGUGAAGCCUCACUGGGUAUGUUUCCAACACUGAUUUAAGAGAAUUGAAUGUGACCGGUUCUGGUAUUGGUCUUGCACAAUUCCCCUCUCUACAUCCAAAAUUAAGGAAUGUAUGAAUAAAAAAUUAAUAAACAAAAUGAAGUUGUUGAGUUGAUGAUUGUAGAGAAACUCAGUUUCAUGGAUGCUAAGAAAACAGCAAAACAAAUUGAGAUUCAAAGCAAUUUUGAUAGAAGUUAUAUCAAAUAUUACAUCCAUUUUGAAAUCACUGGCAAUCCUUGCAGUCUGAUUGGCUUUUAUCAGAGUGAUUUAUUGACGAAUUGCACCAUUUUAUGCCUAAAUGGCAUCUUUUUCCAAGCUAAUGAGACAACUUCACAGAAACACAACUUCUAAUCAAAUUUCAAGGCUUGUUUAAAGGAACCAAUUAAAUUGCCAGAAAAUGAAAGACAACUUUUGCAAGUUUUUACAAACCAGCUCAAUACUGGAUCAAUAAAAUAUUUUUACAGACUGAAAAAAGUUGUAUUUGAGCAACUGAAUUAAUAUGCAAUUUCAAAAUAGAUGUUACAAUUGAAAGUGGUAAUUACUAACUUAAAACAGUUAAAAUGAGUGGAGUACAAUUUUGGUCUAAAAUCAUAAGUCUUGUGAUUUCAUAUCAAACUCAUGUUGUGCACUUGUUCAAUUUUAAAAUCAUGCAUAUGUAUUUAGACCAAAUUGCACUCCACUCACUUCAAUUACCAUCAUGAUAAUAAUUAUAAACGAUCAAGAAGGGAAAUUUUUGAUAGAGUUAAGCUUUUUUCGGCAGGCUAUUGCAAAGCUCCUUUCAGAUUUUGCUGAGACAUUCCGACCACUUGCACGGACAGUGUCUGUGAUAGGUAAGUGCUAGUGAAAGUCCUUCAAGCUAAUUCUGUAGACAUGUACAUGUAGUAACUCAAGAUCAAUAAUUAAUUGGACUAAGAUAAAUUUGUUCUCUAUACUGUGACUUCACUCUCAAUCUCUUUAACUCCCAAGAUCUCGUUUGUAAACUACAGAUCUCCUUACUACCUGGUAUACAAUUCUUUUGAUGCAAGUUUAAAGAAUUUAAUAUUGGAUCAACUAACAAUCCCCUGAUUGAUAUUUUCUCUAUUCUUAUUACUUGUCUGCUUGAGAUUGUAUUCAUUUGACAUUGUUAUGAGAAGUUCUUUCUUGGUCACUCGUGACACUUAAAAGGUUAACUGGUACAAAACUGAUGCUACAAGAAUGAAAGGAAAGGAAGGAAAGAAGAAUUAAUGCAGAUAAUUAUGUCUGCAGCUCUGUGCAGUAUGUCCAAUACGGCUGUAAGGAGAAUAACAUCUACAAAUCUACAUGAAGAAACUGAUCAUGACUAUUUCUUGUCAGUCUACAAAAAAAUUGAGUCUUGGUCCUAUCUAGUCUCAUCGUAUAUUCUCUGUGGGUGGCCGCACUUUGCUACAGCAAAUUUUUUUGUGAUAGGUGAUUUACAAUAUUGUCCAGAAACAAGCUGAAAAGCCUUUUCAAAAAACAAAGGCCCUAUUAAUUGUAGCUCAGUCAGUUAUUUGGUAAACAACAUAUCACAUGUCAAUGUGAAGUGAUCAUGAAAUAACAUUUGUUUUAAUUUUUUUUGAAGUAUUCAUUUGAUAAUUAUUGUAUGAUCUUGGUUUGUUUAUUUACUUAACACAGGCCGCCCAUCUCUUCUUCCUGUGAUUGGUCAUCCUGGUUCUUCUCUUAGUGUUUGGAAACUAGAUCCUAACACUCUCAGUUUUCCAUUAAAGGGACUUCUGCCAUAUGAAAAGGUACAUGAAGAAUGUCAGAUAAAAUUCUUGUCAGGAGAAAGUGCUGAUUAAGAUCACUGUACAUGUAUAUCACAUGUACGAUAAUCUAAACAAGUGUAGCUGAUCUACUGGGGUGCCAUAUGAAUUCCUAGUCAGGUUGAUGUUCCUUAAUUCAAAAUUCAAACAAAAAAGUUCUCAGCAAAUUUGAUAAUUGUGGGGCAUCUGCUUAUUGAAGGCAAGAAUAAUGAGUUUUAUUUCUAAAUGUUUCAAUUUACAUAAUAAACAAAGAUUUCUUUGUUGCCCUGUUUGGAUUUCUCUGUUGUGAUUGUGUGACCAAUAAAUUUGUUAAGAUUUUCUUUCUACUUCAAAUACUUCAAUUUUCAGGAUUUGUUGGAACCUCAGACAAAACUGUUGCAAUAUGUCAUAGCGCAGCCUUAUUCUCGUGAUGUCAUCUGUACCAUGCUAGGACUCAAUAAACAGGUCAGUUAUUUUAAAGAUUGUUUCUAAUUAACUGGAAUUAAGCUUUAAAUCUAAUAAGUCAUGUAUUACUAACAGAAUAAAGAGAUUAAGGCAGUGAAGAGAAGUUUUUUACCCUUUAACUCUCAAAAUCCACUAAGUUAUUCUCCCAACUGACUGCUAUACCCUUCUUUACAAAUUACUAGAGAGAAUUUUAGUGAUAUAUCAAGAUAACAUCAGUUUGCUGAUGACCAUGUCUGUUCUCAUAACCUGUUUUCAGCAUAACAUAUUGGAUUCACAAUGAGAAGUUGCAUAUUAAUCACUUGAAGAAGUUGAAGAAUUAAAGCAGUUUGUUUUGAGUUCAAUUUUUGAGAGGUAAUUUGGUCCUUUUCAGCAAAAACAAAGAUGUCCAGCAUUAGAAGAACUGUUGGUUGAUCUGAUAGUUGUAGCAAUGGAAAGAUCAGAGGAUGAUGAGGCCAGCAUGAGUGAAACAGGAUGUCAAUUGCUCUGGCAUCAUGUGUCAAGCCAUCUUAUUUUCUUUGUGCUCUUCCAGUUUGCCAGCUUCCCACACAUGGUAUUAUCACUCUACACCAAGGUACACUAUGCAAUGAGCUCAAGGUUCUCAUAGGAGGCCUGACGCAUGAACCAGGGAGUAAAAAUUUAGUAAAUGAUACAAAAAUGACACAGAGAUCUUUUUACUAAAUCAUGAAAAAAAAAAGCAAAUAACGUCUUAUUUUUAUCCUGUUUUUACAUGGGUGAACUUCCCCAAGGAAACAAGGGAAUGAUUGAAUGAAGUCAAAGUAAAAAGGAUGUCUGUUCCCCAUUUUUAAACUUCAAUUCUAGGAAAAUUUUAGCUUUUUUGAGUAUGGUUCUUUAACUGGUUUGCAAAAGUUACCAACUGAAUUACCAUGACAGACACAAGCAAGGUGCACAAAGAAUGAUUUGAGUCAUCUUUGGGAAGUGUUAAUGCAAAUCAUUCUUUUUCCUUACUUUUUCUCCUGGUCAAGGACUGAUCAGCAUUGAUCAUAUGUAACUAGUCAGAGUUUUAAAUAAACUUUGGACACACUCUUGGUCCAAGUAAAUGUAGUGAAAAGUGAAAUAAAGAGUUUGACCAGUGAAAGAUAAGAUUGUUAACCCUUUAACCCCCUUGAGAGACUCACAUCUAUCUUCUCAUCUAGGUAUUACUGCUGAAUCAGACAGUAGGCUCAUGAGAAUUGAGAAAAUGAUCACAAACAUGAAAAACUCUUGAUUUUUACCUUAAUUCUCCCUGUCAGUGCCAUAGGAAAUGUAUAAAGAACAGUAUGGAGAAUAUGUAUGCUGAUGUUAGGGUGUCAAGGGUUAAAGGAACAGUGAGAAUAUUCUGCCAGGAUCAAUACUGCUGAGAUAAUUUUUCCUGAAAUUGUAAUAGUCUUUAAAUCUUAAGCUAUCAAUUUUGCAUUAACAGCUAAGUGGUAGAAACCUGAAGAGAGGAAGGGACCACUUGAUGUGGGUUCUGUUACAGUUUAUCUCUGGAAGUAUUCAGAAAAAUCCUGUAAGUUUAUUGCUGAUGGAUUGUAAAUGCAUGUACUUACAACCUUCAAGAUAUUGUCUAGUCGCUGACAAUACUGACCUAUUUACCUACAGCUAUAUAUGCUGCAGUGUUGUAUCUUUAAAGAAUGCGUUCAUUAUGGUAACAGAUCAGCCUGACUGUAUGACUGUAUGUUAACUAUGAGUAUUAAUGUUGUGAAAUGAAUUUAAGGGAGGAGAAUAUUGAUUAAAGGGUGUUGUAAGUUGUAACUGGAAUAUUUAUAGACUUUACAUAGUUAUGCCUUUUGAUUAGAUACGUUCAAACAAUUAUGAAUUGAAAAUUUUGAUUCUAUUGUACAUUCAAAUCAAUAUCUAUUAUUUUUUUGGUCUGAUACUUGCAGCUCAGUGAUUUCCGGCCUGUGAUGAAGUUGUAUGAUUUACUUUACCCAGAAAAGCAGGUUGGUAAAAUACAAGACGUGCACUUAUGUAACAUUACCAAGAUCAUUCUCUUUAAUUUCGGGUCCCUUGAAAAUGACAGCUGUCAAGGUUCAGCUAAUUUCAAAAUCAUAAGUUGGCAACCUGAAAUCAUGGUUACCUGAUGUAAAAUUUCAGGAAGCAGCCCCAAAAAUCACCUUUUACUUCAGCUCAUAAGCACUAGUAAAUGAAAAUAUUACUGUUCCCCACAUGACUUCUGAACACGGGUUGCCAAAUCUGCGACUUUGGUGCAAAGUUAGUCACCAAAUUUUCUCUCUACUAACCAUGGCAACUAAAACAGGAAAGCUAAUUUUAAGCGCUUGUCAUAUUUUAUGAUGUUACAUUAAAUACUUGUCCUAAGUGGCAUUAUAGUCCUUGGUAGAUACUGAUACCACUACACCUUUCAUUUCUUUCUCUGAAAAUAAUGUUAUUCAAAUGUCCAGUUAAUUCCCAAGUGCAACGAAAUCUUUGCAUGAAAGGCUUCAGAGCAAUGCAUCUUAUAGACAACAAAAAAUUUAGUUUUAUGUGCCUGUAAAGCUAAGAUAGUUCGUCAUUAACUAAAAUGUCAGUAUAAGAUUCAUCUGUUUGUGAAGAUUGAAAGAUGUCGGUUUGAAGCUUAGGGUUACCUGUUUGGAUUUCAGUUUUUGAAGUUUGUGUUCCCCAGUGCAAAGAAAAUACAUAUGUAAUAUCAAGGGUGAAGUUGAAAAAAAAGGAAUGCAGGAAUGCACAACCAUAAAUUAAGGUAGUAAGCAAAUACACCAGCCAAAAAUUGGAUGAUUUCUGCUCAAUUUGAGUAAAGUUUGUAUUUAAGUCUGUGUGGAGAAAACUUACUUCAGAAUAGUUCUGGUAAGUUAGAGGUUUAAUCUUUAAUUAAAUAUCUUCUUUUUGCAUACCUAAAUUAUUAAUGUGACACUCUUUUUUCAGCCACUGUCAAUACCAGAUAUAACUUCUGCUGAUUCAGUACACUCCUUAGCUAUGGCCUGUAUAUGGAUUCACUUAUCAAAGAAGGUUUUUAUUAGCAUUAAUUUAAAUGAUACGAUGUUCAAGAAAAAUAUUAUACAUACAAUGUUAAGACAUCAGAAGUUCCAAGAGGGUGGAAAAAUCACCUUCAGUUUAACUAUGUGCUUUUCUGGAAACAGCAAACUGUCAUGUGAUGUUAACCCUUUUACACCAAUGAGUGACCAAGAUAGAAUUUCUCCUUACAGUAUCAAUACAAUAUUAAGCAGAUAAGAGAUGAAAACUAAGAAAAAUAUCAGUCAGGGGAUUGUUAAUUAGUUGAUCCAAUACCAAAUUCUCUGAACUAGCAUCAUGAGCAUUGUAUAACAGACAGUAAGGUGAAUUGCCAGCAAGAUCCUGAAGGUGGAAGAAUUAUAUUGAGUUUGAGUUUGUAUCAGUCUUCCUGAUAACCGUGAAAUUGGAAAAGUCUGGUCUUUCAGCUUAUUUCUUGUCACUCAUUCCAAGCUGUCAAAGGAAUGUCCAUAGGACCAUUUCCCUGGAGUAUUGAGUUCAAGUCACUUGUUUUUUAUUGGUAAAGAUGUGAUGAUUUCCUUUGUUUUUAGGCCCAAUCUGAGGAUGUAACUUGGAGACCACCUGUUCCUCACAUCCUUAAGGACCAAAUUGAGUAAGUGGUCCUGAAUCUUUAUUUUAUAAUAGUGGACAAAAUUAUUGAAACCUGUGUUAGCUUAGUUAAUGUAUCACAAAAAUUACUAUAGAGUUCCAAAGUGUCUUGAUUUAGGAGGGGAGGUGGCCGAGUGGGUAACUUGCUGGAUGGGUCACUGUACUGAUUUCCUCUAUCAGUUCCUCUUAACUCUUUAACUGCCAAGAUCUGAAUGUUAAUUCUUCCCUCUGGUUGUUUCACAUUUCCUUAUAAAGUAGUGACAAAAAUUUGGUGUUAGAUUAUAACAUAUAUUAGAUGACAAGUCCUACCUGAUAAGUUUGAAUGUUCUCAGUACCUGUUUGCUGGAUAAUGUAUGGAUGUUAUGGGGAGAUGUUACUUGAGAAUUACUUCUGAGAGUUUAAGGGUUAAGGAAACCUGAUGAUGGAGAUUAAUGACAGAAGAUAAGCAUUUUACUGGGAGAGUUUAGCUGCUGUAUCACUCCUAGUUACUGCAUGCUAUAGAAACUGGUAGUAGCUGUGGUGGAUGAGUGACUGGUCUACUAAUUUCAUAUCCAGACACCACUGUCACCACAUGUUUUCUUAAACAAUUGAAAGUAACAGUUGAAAGUUGUACAAUUUAAAAAAGAUACAAUUUAUACAGGUAUUCCCAUAAGAGCAACAGACAGAACAACUGUAAUUUUGCUUUCUUCUUUUAGAUUCAUACAGAACAGAUCAGGGGCAGCCAGUUCAUUUUCCUUGAAUAAUUACAAGAUUCCUCUUCUGUGCAAUGCAUGUAAGUGUAUGAGCAGCUAUUAAGUGACAAAAAUGCACAUAGUUAGCCAAAUAGUCACUUAGAAAAUAUUUUAGUCAAAGCAAGAAUGAGGGAAAGUUUUAAAGAUAAUUGACAAAUACACAUGUCUAAGCUCAUGCCAAAAUAAUAUUUUUAAACUUUUGCUAUCAAUAGUUUUUGGCCAUGUUCACAACAUGACCAAAAACAAGACCUGUGACCUGUCUGUCACCAUUGUUGCUCUGAUGUGUGGUUGAGGUGGCAGGUGCCUUUCUAAAAUAGGAACACAGUUUUUGUUUUAGACUUAAUAGAAAAGUGCUCAGAGUAUUACCCAUGAAACUACUGAUAACAAUUCAUGAAACAACAGAUUUAUCAACUGGAGGAGAGGAAGGGUCAUGUUACUUCAGAGAUGGAAAUAUUUUUCUGACAUUUUCAUUGUUCAAAUACAUGUAUGCUGGUAGAUUUAUUGUUACCUCUUGCACAUCAUAUGAUAAAUUGUCCAACUUCAAGUUAAGAGUGGGUGAUAAAUUCUGUUUUCCACUUUUUACAAAUUUUUAUAAUUCAAGUAAAGAAUUAGAAAGUGUUCUCUUCACUUCUGGCGUUCAAAGUGUCUAAAAGAUCAUUUACCUUUGACUCCUGUAGCAGCAGAGAGUACCUUCAUUACAGACUAGGAAACACUAGACAGAAUACCGAAACAAGUUUCCCCAAAUAGACUUCUCUUUUUACUGUUUUCCAACAGACAGUACCAACCCAGAGUAUUUCAGUAUUCCAAUGGCUAUGUUGGUUGAGAUGUGUUAUGGAAACAACAAAAGUUCCACACAGCUUCCAGGCCCUUCAAACACACUGGCUGCAGCACCAACGGUUCCUUGUCCAAUGAGUCUUUUGGAUUCACUCACAGUCCAUGCAAAAAUGAGGUAAAGAGCUCCAAAUAUCUAAUUGUAGGCUAAUGCAAUUAUAGCUUGAGUCAGGUUCAAGGUUCAAGCAAUGAUUGUGUGUGGUCAUUGCAUACCCUUCCUCAUUUUUUUUAUAUUAUUAUCAUGGGCACGCAACUGCUUCAGCUCUGUCGUUGCUUAGAAUUCUCCGCUACUGUACUCGUUUAUUCUCUAAUCUAGUUCACCAUAUUUAUUUAUACAUAAGUAAGUUACAAUACAGGGCUGAAUUGUUAAAAGGUUGGAUAAAGCCAACCAACGGAUAAAUUGCUAUCCAGUAUAAUAUUACUUUCUUUUAAUAGGAAUUAUUGUAUUAGGCCCUGAAACUCGAAUGUUUCUGCCAUGUAGUCUGUCUUCCCUUUCUUUAAGCCAUUAACAAACGUUUGAGUUCUGAUUUUUAUGCUCAAAGAUUCAUUCUUAGCAAAGGCUUCAAUCAAAAAGUUGUUGGAUUUCAAUGGUUUUCUUCGCCAUACUUUAUGAUUUUCCUAGAAAACAGAUUCUGAAUGGACAUCAGUACACCCACAACCCUAAAACCAUCUAAGAACAUUUUUCCAUUCAGUUUUAUUCACAGUAUUGUUAAUCGUAUCAUCAAGCUUGGUAACUCACAAGUUACACUUGCCCUGGCCCCAGCACUGGUGGAAACGUACAGCCGUCUGCUUGUCUACAUGGAAAUUGAGUCUCUCGGAAUCAAGGGCUUCAUAAGUUAGUGCACUAGUUACUCUUGUACUUUAUUCACACCAGCAAAACGUGUUUAGUUAAACCGGUUUUAGCUGAUUGAAAAUCAGAAACGGAGAACUGGAAAACUGAAUUUUCCAUACGUUCCAAGUAGUCACGAAAUUGUAUUUUAAAUGUGCUAGAUUUAAAGUCUACAAACAUCGUUUUAAGCAGCUUCUAUGAAGAAAACAAUUUUCAACCUUGUCUAACAAAGGUGCUUUAAAGCAUGUUUAAGCUUUUGUGUGAAUGGGUAAUUGGUCUAUUUACAUUGUGCUUGGCUGUGAAUGGUCCAUCAUUUUUCUAAGGCUGAAAAGAUUGCAAUAGGUAGCAUCCGAGCACUGAUACCAAGGGUAAAAAUUGAAGAGAAGUUGUUAUUGUUUCCAGUAUAGUGUUAUUAUGUAAAAACAUUGAGAGAAAUGCGAAACUACGGAAAUCAAACUGUACUCUAUCAGAGCUUUAAUAAGCAGCUGCCGAUGGUGUGCCCCGGAGAUGGGGCCGUUGAAGAAACGCAAACACAGAGCGUGCUCGUAGGCUCAACAGUCAACAGUCUUUUAGUUGGCGAUAGAGCGUUGGUUUUGAUUUGAUUUGAAAUUAUUUUAUUAUGGGGUUAAAAAGUCAGUUUGAGAAGAAAAUGAAUAUGUGAAAAUUUACUAUGGAAGUGUCUUUUUUUUUCUGACCACCAACAGGCUCGUUGCUUCCCAACGUGUUCAAAAGCCACGCAUGGGGAAUUCUCCACACAUUACUGGAAAUGUUUAGUUACCGGUUGCAUCACAUCCAGCCCCACUACAGAGUUACUUUGCUUUCCCAUCUACACUCACUGGCUGUAGUGCCUCACACGAACCAGAAUCAACUUCAUUUGUGGUAAUUCUGCUUCAACCGAUAUUGUUUUACUUUUCUUUUUCGCGUUUGUGGGAGGCACUUGGCCAAAUGGUUAGUACGCCGAACUCUGGCUCGAGAGGUCUGGGUUCGAGGCCUGUGGGUCAACGUGUUGUGUUCUUGGACAAAAAAACUUCUCUCUCGCAGUGCUUCUCUCCAUCAGAGAGUAUAAAUUGGUACUAGCGAAUUGUCAGGGAAGCCUGAUGAAAUGCUGGAAGGGGAGGGUAACCUUGCGAUGGAAUGGCAUCCCAUCCAUCCAGGGGGGAGUAGUAAUACUCGUAGUCGCUUCAUGCUAAGAAAACUGGGACAAACACCGGCUGGAUGGGCCGAUAGGCUUGAGUACAGACUUAACCUAUUUUUACCUCGUGUUUGAGCCACAAAUUUCACUUCGCCCAAAAUUACUUGCUGGGUUCUGGGGUACACCCCUCCUUUAAAGCAGACAUCUUUUAUAAUCCCUGUACAUUUUACAGUGUCGAAAGUACAGCUCUUAGACUCAUCACUGGAUUGGGAAGCUCUGAAGUACAGCCACAACUGUCGCGUUUCAACCCUGAGCCUAAACAGGUAAAAUGCAAUCGCAGUUUAUAUGUAUAGUGCUGGAAUGAGAUGAUGAAGCUACAUGUACAUAAAACUUUUCAAUUAAAUCCAACCUGUAUACUUGAAGUCAAAUCUCCUUUCUGUUUUCUCUUCUUGUAGUGCCUGGUCUAAUUCAACUUGGUAGCGAAUUUUUAACAUACACUCAAAAGUUGAAUGAAAUCAUCUUUCUGGGUAAUAAGCGAACACGUUGUGCAUGUGAUGUCUAUUUAUCCAGCGCCAGCCAAUGCCAGAUAAAUUUGGAAAAGGGCUCCUGAACAAUAACCGCUGAUAGACACACUUGACUACAUCCCUGGUCCUGGUCAUGCGCAAACUAGGGCCUUAGGCCCGCCGGAAAAAAUAGAAAGAGCAAUAACUCUAGCGUUUCAAAAAACGUUGUUUCCAAAAUGAUUUUUGUCCAUACUACUAUUUUUGGCAACAUUUUCAAUGCAAUAUGACACGAUGCCUUUAAUCAUUCAGUAUUUUUCUCUCCUAGCUGUUGUCGGGUGAAUCCGAGGAACUAAACAGGGCUCUUGUACUUACCAUAGCACGUGCCAUGCAUAUUACUUGUAAGUAGUUGUAUUGUCAGUAGUAAUUUAGUUCACAGCUUUCCUUUAUUCUGCUGCUGUGUAGUGAUUUAGUCGUUGGCCGUAACCUCUUUAGUCUUUUAAAUUGAAAACUCAAAAAAGACUCAAACCCUUGUUGUUUGGUGUCAAGUGCCCUCUAUGUGUUGGGCGGGGAUUGGUGACAGGUUCUCUGUUUCACUCGAGCUUGCUGCUAGCCUCUUUAAGUAUGAUUGACACACACAACUUACAUACACUCGGUUUGUAAUUUUUUUCCUUUGUUUGUUUGCGUGCUGAUGAAUGAUUACCUCUGUCAUUAAAAGUUCCGUUCUGUUCUCCACUUUUCUACAAUACCUUAAACACAAUAUAAUCUUUCUUUGAAGCUGCUGAAUCAUCUUCUAACUGGUACGAAGGAAUCCUUAGAUCGCUGAUUGCGAAUACUCCACAUAGGUAAGUGUAUAAAACUAAAACCAAAGUUAUCAUCGCAAGCCUGAGAGCCAAUCAGAACAAAGGAAAAUACCUUUAAGAGCCAACAAGAACUCAAGGUUAAUCAACUGACCAAACUGCUUAAAGCACGGGAAAACGCGCGCGACCAACUAGUGGUUGGUCUUUGUUUUCCAUCUUGGUCGAGAGAGUGGCGCGAAUUUUCUGAACCAAUCACAGAGCGAAGUAAAGCGAAACCAUAGCAAUGCCGGAUUACUUUCGACACUCUAUUGGAAAUUACUAUGUUUUGACGUCGUUAGUUAACCUAAAAGCUUUGGGUUGGAUUGUUUUUAAUUUUUUUACAUUUUUCACUCUGACUAGCUGGGCCAGUCACACUCUGGCGUGCUUUCCUCAGCCUCUUCAACAAUUCUACGCACAAAACCCUUGCCCUCAUGAAACCAAACAAGAGCUUAGACAAAGAGUCGAAGACGAGUAUAGAAGAUGGAAGAGUAAGUUCUAAGUCUAAAUAAUUCUUUCCUACAUGACAUAGUCAGGGUCUCAAUAACUAUUUCCAUAAGCAGCUGCUGUUGGUGAAGAAGGCGGCUGUGCCAUGAGACAAAACCUCACGAGAGCCUACUCGCAAGCUAAACAGACGGCGGUAAGAGGUGUUACCUGCGUUACCUGUGGACCGACAGUAACCGGCUUUUAACGAAAUCCCGGCAUAGUUAUGCACAAUGCAAGGAGCCAAUUUCAUUUGUAUUACCACAAUUUUAGUGGGGGUCAGGAAAUGACAAUAAACCUAUUCAAAUAUUGUGGCCAAAGCCUAAAUUUGAAUUUUAUAUUCUUCUUUCAGCAAAGUCUUCAGAAAAUGAAAUCUUGAAUCAUUUUGCGGAUCCAUCUUCAACGAAUGUUUUCAUUUGGUAAGCAUCACCAUGACCGAGCUCUAAGAAAUUUUAAAUGAUAAGCUGAAUAAUACCAAAUGUUUGGUUUUUACCUGUGAUCUAUUGGAGGACAGACGCCUAGAUGACGUCAACAUUGACAGCAUUUUUCUUUUGUAUCAUAUAAAACAAAUGGAAUCCAUGUCUCUGUGAGACUGUUCAGAAACAGAUCACAGAUGAUAUCAAAAUGUGAUAAGGACACCAUUCAGUGACACACUCGGCUGCACCUAGUGUGCUUUUUUUUUGUUCUUACCACAUUUUGACAUUAUCUGUGAUCUGUUUCUGAACAGACUCACGGCAACAUGGAAUCUUUUGUUAAGUUUGAAUUUUUAAAGAUAUAUUCAGCACAGGAGCUGCUGUAAAUUGUUCAGCUUAGAGCAAUGUUUAGCUUUGCUAAUAAAAAAGAAUUUCCGAUUUUCGUAUUCAGCUCUGCUGACAGCUCAUGCUCCACAAAACAAGGCAAUGAGUCCAAAAUUUUUAGGCCUUCCAACAAAGUUGAUGUGUUCUUUAUGAUUACUCAAGACUUUGGCAAAUUUAUGUAUUGUACAUGAACUAUAAGCCUAGUAAACCUUGAUGAUAGGUUUUCCUACUUUGCAGCAUUUUGUGGAAGAUGUUAUUAGAUUCAAACCGCCUAAGCCCAGUUUGUCACAAGUAAGUUUACUGUUCUGUAUCAGGGCAGUAAUUCAACGCAGGGAUCAAAACCAUGUUUUUGUGUUUGUAAACUUGGAUUGCUCAUCAGUUCAUGAUUCUUUUUAUAAUUACUGUAAAAAUUGAAUGGUCUUCUCUUAUUUCUGUGCAUUUGUUUAAGUGAUUGCAUCACAGUCCUGAGUGCCUACUCUAGCAUUCAAUAACUUUAUCAUCUCAUUCAUACAGAGUGUUGGAGCGCCUGGGAGCACGAGCUCUUUCCGCGCAUGUGCGUGUAUUUGCCGAUUAUUUGGUGUACGAGUUUUCGACAUCCGCGGCAGGAAAACAUAUUAACAAGGUCAGAGAAGGCGCUUUAUGUCUGAUGGCUGUUUUACGCCAUAAGAGAUAUAAUUGUUAGUAAGUUGGUUUUUUUUUUAAUGUUGAUAUAAAUGAGGAUGGUAAAUUUGAGUGUGGUGAUUUUAAAUGAAAGAUGUUGUUAGUCAGUGAAUGGUUCAGGCAUACUCGGAAAAAAGAACUUCGAGUGCUCCCAAUGGUAGUUAAAUCUACGCCCUUGCGAUUAGUACUUCGAACUCUCUGCCACUGAGCUCUAUGACACUCUUGGUAGGCUUGGCCGUUUAAGUUCAUGGUGACAUGGUUUGGUGUUCUUCACGGUUGAUUCAUAGGUACUGAUAUUUCGUGAUACUUGCUGAGAUUUUCAAUAUCUAUCUAGGUUUGGUUAAACUAAGAUGGUACAUUUCUGCACAGCCUUUUGUUUGUGUGUGUGUAUUUCUUUUUUCAUAAAUGGAAACCCAUUUUCAGGAUAAUUUAACGCUAAUUUGUGAAAAUUGACUUGUUUCUCAUCUUCAGUGCAUUGUACACCUGAAUGACCUAAUAUGGAAGUACAACGUCGUUACUUUGGACAGGCUGGUCCUCUGUCUGGUUGGUUUAGUCUCUAGUGCUUAGUCAUUUGAGGUUUUUGUUUUUUUUCGUUUUGAAGCAAAUAUUUUCAGAAUUGUUUCGAGUUGUGGUAGAAUUCAAAAGAAACGAAUGGCCAUCUAAAUCUCAGGGCCAAUGAGGAACCGAAAUGUAAAUUGUAUUUUAUAAUACGCAUAUUUGAUGCAUAGCUUUCAAAGAUACGUGCUGAGAAAAUCGGUCCGGUUUCGAAACGUUUCAAGUUAGAGGGAGAUACAAGGUAACACAGAGGUCCCUGAAAGGUCGGGCAUGCUCAAGGGGAUUCACUUCCCGCGCGCCGAUUUCCUCGCAAAAUUUCAAAGGAAAACAUAGGAAAAAACCACUGUCUUGCAAAAUAAGCCAAAGAAAACUGAGGAUAGAAAUCCGUGAAAAGGAAACAAUAGAAGGGGAAAGGAAAACUCAAGACUUUUCGAAGCUUUUCCAGUUACGGGUAUGUUGGUGAUUUACCAUUCUGUUUUGAGUUUUACCGAAAAAGUUGUACGCUUCUAAAACACCAUGACAUGUGGUUGUUUGGAACUCGUGUGAGAAAACUUUGUCAUGGGAGCGCGCCACCUGGUCAUGACAACGUUAGCACAUGCGCAGACUUUUGACCGCUGUGUUUAACGGGGUAGAUCUGCCUUCGUAAAUCCUUUUUAUUUCUACUUUCAUGAAAAGUAACUCUCGAUUAUUUUCUUAUUAGGCUUUGCGAAGUCAUGAAGGAAACGAAGCCCAAGUCUGCUUCUUUAUCAUUCAGUUGUUAUUGUUGAAGCCUCAAGACUUUAGAAAUCGUGUGAAUUCGUUCAUACGAGAUGUAAGUUUGUAGUUGGCUGGCGAAUGAAAGAGAGGGAAUGGGAAUAUUAAUAAUAAUGAGAAUUUAGCAGUGGAUAUUCCACAAGAUAGUUUUUUCUUGUCCACCGUUUCCAGGUUUGGAAUUUGAAUUUGGAAUGUGGGUUUUUGCAGAGGGUGGAAAACUGGAGAACCCGGAGAAAAACCCUCGGAGCAAGGACGAGAACCAACAACAAACUAAACCCACAUGUCACUCCGGGUCCGGGAAUCAAACCCAGGCCCCUACUAGUGCGCAUCCCCACUCCCCGCUAGUUCUUUAAGUAUUUUAGGCGACCUUUCUUUCUGGAAGGCUACGAAGAAGACCGUGAAUUUCAACGCCAUAUUUAUAAAAGGUCCUAAGACUGGUAAUAGCUAAAUUAUUUAUUUAUUGUAUUUCUGUUUGCCUUUUGUUUUUGUUCUUCCGAAGCUCAUAAUAAUUGUGAAAUUCCUUUCUUCAUUUAGAACUCUCCUCACCACUGGCAACAAAAUGAAUGGCAUCAGAAACACAUGAACUAUCACACGGCAAGUUGUCAACUAGUUGGCCGCAUGUAAUCUAUUACAAGGCGGUCUCAAUGGGGUGAUGGCUUUUACGGCUAACAUUUAAUUUUUGGCCAUUUUUAACGAUUACCUUCCUUCCUUCCUUUAUGAUCAAAAAAAGAUAGUUUACUGAUAACUUUUUUAACGACUAACAGUUAAAAUUUGUCAAUUUUAACGCCAAUCAACCAAAUUUUUUGGCCGUAUUACGGCUAACAGAGAACACCAUUGAAAUCCUCUUACAAUGCCAGCAGAAGUUCGUUUUAUUUUAUCUCUCAGUCAGUUCGUGUGCCAUUAUGGGUCAAUUUUCACUGUACGGCCCUGUAAAUUCAAAAGUUUGUUUAAAUUGAAAUAUUCCACAUCCAUUUAAACCACAGAUAUACAAAACAUAUAACUAACCUCGUUUUCGCGGUAGAUACGAGAUAUUUAAUCUGAAAAAUAACAAAGCUAUUUUCCUAACAAAGUCUUGUAUUUCUGAAUUUGCCUAUUUGUGACUUAUCGGGAUAGAAAAACAUUUAAAGGGGGUAAGUUUCCUAACAAAUAGUGGUGCUGCGUCGGUGGGAGAGUAUAACAAGGUAAUUAAGUAUUAUCAACUGAGUUGAUAACGUAAAUUGGCCACCAUAAAGAGUUUUAAAGCUGGCGUUUCGAGUGUUUGCUCUUUAUCAGAGCAAAUGAUAAAGGGCUAACGCUUGAAAUGUCAGCUUUGAAACUCUUUCCGGUGGCCAAUUUACGUUCUCGACUUAGUUGAUAAUACUAAAUUACCAAGGAAAAAAUAUCUUUACUUGACGUAUUAAUUUUCCUUGUAUAGAACUGUCGUGAAGGUUAUUGACGAAAUAAGUUUGCUGAUGAGAUGUUAAAUUAACUCCUUAACUCCUUAAUUCCCGAGAUCCGAUUGUUACUUCUCCCGUUCACCUGCCACACAUUUCCUUGUAAAUGAGUUACCAGAAUUUGGUGUUUAAUCAAGAUAACAACUUCUACCUGAUAAGUUUGAGUAUUCUCAAUAGCUGCUUGCUGGGUAAUGUAUCGAUAUUACAGGGACAAGAUACAUGUUUAUCACUCCUGGCAGUUAAAGGGGUUAUGUUAAGCGCUCAUAAAUCAUGUGGUACAGCUUCGUGUUAAAGAAAACAUUCAAACCAGAAAAAAAAUGCAAACAAACCGUCAGAUUUAGAAUUAACACCCGUCUAAUGAGUUUAUUGUCCACGCUAAUUAUGUGGAGGAUGUGUGUUUUCCCCUUUUUAAUUCUUCUCAUCUCGUCUAACUUUUACAUCACAGACCUACCCUGAGAGGUUCUAUUUCGAAGGUUUGUUGGAAUCCGCAGGGACCUCAGUACCAACAGUGCAAUAUUUGCCUAUCUACUUUGGUAAUGUGUGUCUUAGGUUUUUGCCGGUAAGUUUUGAGUCAUCAUUAGGUUGAUAACUAAAUUUGAGGCCUAAUAUAUUGUCAUAUUGGUGUAGAAAAGCGGUUGGCGUAUCUUGAAAGAUGUAGCCAAAGAUUUCGACCUUUUUUAAGUGCAAUAUGUCCAUCCUUUGUUUAUUUUGUUCUCCCCAUUGUGGAAGGUGUACCAAACAAAUAUUUCUUGGUUUCCCUCAACUCAGAGAUAUCGUGACUAAAUAGGCCCUUGCUUUGGCAUAUUACACCAGAGUUACCAAACGUGUUUUGUUAAUUGUUUUUAUCGAUCCAAUUUUUUCGACCAUAAAACUCACCUUUCGACAAGUGGGCGACAUACUAACCCAACAGUCAAGAGACAGAGAAGACUACAACAGCGCGAGUCAUUAACCUAAAAGUAAAGGCUUAAUCACAAACGUUUCUCUCAUAAUCAAAUGACAGUGAAAACUACAAGUGCGUCAGAUACUGAUGUAACAAUCAAAUGACUGAAAACUACAAGUACGGGUGAAACUCACGUAACAAUCAAAUGACAGAGCAAACUACAAAUGCGUGACAUACUGACGUAACAAUCAAAUGACGGUGAAAACUACAAACAAUCAACAAAACUAACAGUCAAAUGGCAGUGAAAACUACAAGUGCGUGAGAUACUAACGUAACAAUCAAAUGACAGUGAAAACUACAAGUGCGUGAGAUACUAACGUAACAAUCAAAUGACAGAGAAAACUACAAGUGCGUUAGAUACUAACGUAACAAUCAAAUGACAGUGAAAACUACAAGUGCGUUAGAUACUAACGUAACAAUCAAAUGACAGAGAAAACUACAAGUGCGUUAGAUACUAACGUAACAAUCAAAUGACAGAGAAAACUACAAGUGCGUUAGAUACUAACGUAACAAUCAAAUGACAGAGAAAACUACAAGUGCGUGAGAUACUAACGUAAUAAUCAAAUGACAGUGAAAACUACAAGUGCGUGAGAUACUAACGUAAUAAUCAAAUGACAGUGAAAACUACAAGUGCGUUAGAUACUAACGUAAUAAUCAAAUGACAGAGAAAACUACAAGAUACUAACGUAACAAUCAAAUGACAGAAAACUACAAGUGAAAAACUACAAAUGACGUUAAAACUACAUACUAACGUAACAAUCAAAUGACAGAGAAAACUACAAACAAUGCGUUAGAUACUACUAAAUGACAGUAAAACAAUCAAUAUGACAGUGAAAACUACAAAUCAAAAUGUGCGUUAGAUACUAACGUAACAAUCAAAUGACAGUGAAAACUACAAGUGCGUUAGAUACUAACGUAAUAAUCAAAUGACAGAGAAAAGUACAAGUGCGUUAGAUACUAACGUAACAAUCAAAUGACAGAGAAAACUACAAGUGCGUUAGAUACUAACGUAAUAAUCAAAUGACAGAGAAAAGUACAAGUGCGUUAGAUACUAACGUAACAAUCAAAUGACAGUGAAAACUACAAGUGCGUUAGAUACUAACGUAACAAUCAAAUGACAGAGAAAACCACAAGUGCGUGAGAUACUAACGUAACAAUCAAAUGACAUUGAAAACUACAAGUGCGUUAGAUACUAACGUAACAAUCAAAUGACAGAAAAAACUACAAGUGCGUGAGAUACUAACAUAACAAUCAAAUGACAGUGAAACCUUCGAGUGCGCAAGAUAUUAAAGAAUAAAAAUUACAGAGAAAUUUUCGAGUGCGCGAGAUAUUUCCGAAACAAUCAAAUGACAGAGAAACCCUCGAAUGCGCAUCAAACGACAGAGAAACCUUCGAGUGCGCGAGGUAUUAAAAAAAAAAUUAAAUGACAGAGAAAUUUUCGAGUGCGCGAGACAUUUACGAAACAAUCAAAUGACAGAGAAACCUUCGAGUGCGCGAGAUAUUAACGAAACAAUAAAACGACAGAGAAAAUUAAAGAUGCUUGAGGUACUAACGAAACAAUCAAAUGACGUUUAACUGUUACGUUAGUGUUUCGCGCACUUGUAGAUUUGUUUAUUAUUUCAACUGCCUUCUGGUUUUUAGGUUUUUGACAUUGUUAUUCAACGUUUUCUGGAACUUGCGCCAGUACACAAGUCAUUGGAAAGUCUUCUCGAUCACCUAGGCUGCCUUUACAAAUUCCAUGGUUUGUUGAAGUAACUUUUUGUUUAUUAGCUCAUAACGGAAAAUUAAUUUUCUUUCUAAUUGAACAGCAAGUCGCCGUCGACACAUGCCGAUAAAUUCGGUCAAAAAGAACAAAGAGAGUAAAGUUGGUAUCUUAGGUCGUAUUUGGUCGGGAUCAGCCCCUUAAACUGGUUUACGUUAACGCGGUUGAAGUAUCUCAUCAGUGCACCUGAACAACCGUUUGCGGCUGAAACUCGGCAACUUAAGAAAAUCAAAAUAAUCAGGAAGCCUAAUUUAGCCUCGCUUCCCGUCGUUUUCUUUUUUUUUUACUGUGAGUUAUUUCUUGUCCCUUACGAAAUUUUUCUUGUUCUGAUUAAUCAUUUAAUUAAAAUUGUUUUGGUUUUAUAACACCCAGUCGAAAUACGCCCUUUAUUGAACAAUAUCACCAGACAAGUUCGUCUAUAGCAAAAUUGAAAUGUACUUUACAAAGCUGAAAGUUUUUACUUGUUUUAGUUUUUAACUGUCUUCUCCUCUAUGAAAUACUUAACUGGUUUAUCUGGGCUCGUAAACAAGGUUGUUGUGGCCAAGAAACUAGUGUACAUUUACAGUUGAGUGUAGUUACUCAGUGAGUUAUUAAUUUUCUUCAUUUGGGUUGAUUAUCGUGAAAAGUUUUGUAGUUGAUGGUUUGCUCUAAGUAAUCAAAAACAGUGAGUAGUAGAGUCGGACCCAUGAAGGGAAAGCAAAAGAGAUUGAAGUCGAAAGAGUCUGGAAUGUUAAGGGUAAAAAUAGAAGGUGAUUGACCCUCAGAGAAGUAGAAAUCUACCUAAGUUUGCGGGAGAUUUAAGUCGUUGGGAAUCAAGAUUUAAACAGUUGGUUGAACCCUCAAUAUUUUUUUUCUUUUCUUUUUUCAACAGAUCGCCCUGUGACCUACCUGUACAACACACUACACUAUUACGAGCACUGCCUUCGAGACAAAGCGUCUUUGAAGAAGAAGCUUGUCGGGGCGAUUACUAGUGAGUUAUCUCUUUGUCUACUCGUUUAGGUUAUAGCCUCUGUAGCUAACACCCUGAGGAUGAAGGUAAGGUCAAGUUAAGUCUCUGUAGGCCCUCAGAAUGAUGUGCAGUCUGGCUGGUGAAAAGAGGGCGCUUUGCAAAUCACGGACACGGAAUUGCUUUGUUUUGCUCCACUAACUUUGUAACUGGCCCAGGAAUAUGUGGCACCUUCUCAACCAAUUACAUCAGUGUAAAACCAAUGUAAUCAUAACUUGGUCACACGCGUUUUCCUGCACUUUUUAUAUCGCUGAUGGCGGGAGGAAGAGAGAUCCUGAACGAGGUUGUGAUCUGAGAAGAGCGCGUCUAUGUACCAUUCAUACAUUUAUUUGAGUGCGAGAAAUAUUCCAACCCAAACCCCCCUCGCUUUUUGACUCCUCCGCUGCUUUCGGUCAUUCACCAUUUCGCUCUGUUUCAUUAACUGAACGCCUGGAACGGGCUGAAAAUGAAUAUCCAACAUCGAUAUUGAUUUGAUUUGAAGACACGCUCAAGUUGUGGGAGAAAUACGGUAGGAAAUAUGUCGGACAUUGUCGAAGAAGAACAGGAAAGAGGGAAAGUUAAUUUCGAUCCGUCAGUCGAUCGAAAAAGGAUAUGGUACCUAGCAACCUUUACCUGUGGCUCUCUCUACGACAUGGCUGUCCGUGACGGUAAAAUUAUAGAAAUAUUAAAAUUUGUUUCCAUUCAUAUUUGACAGGUGCUCAAAAAGACGUCCAUCCGGAAGGCUGGUGAGUAUUGCGCCGUUGUCUGUAACUUUUUGCCAACACACUUAGCCGCAGAGUAGUAAUAAUCUGAAGUGGUUUGACAUUUUGAUGAGUACAAGAGCCAGCCCCCCGGCGAAACGCAUAAAGAAAUGACUGAAAUAAACUCCCGCUAUUACGGGCUCUCGCCAUUACGGAAAUACGGAAUCCGGACUCACAUAAUACAAAGCGACAUCACGAUAAAGGAAAAUAGAGAAACCAUUGUUCAAUUAGGUGCGAACAUGAAAAUUUCCUUCCGGAUCUUUUUCUGGUUCGUGGGGCCACGUAAGAAACUUUGCGUAAUUGCAUAUUAUUUCAUAUGUUUAGAGAUUGUGUCGAUAUAAAUCAAACGACGAGAGAAGGAAAAAUUUAUGAAAGGAGAUAAUUGCUUAGGGUUAGGGUUAGGUUGGCAAAGAAGUAAACAGUGUUGUGUAUCAUCAGGUGUCUGUCUAGAGGUUAUUUGGAGUUCCUGUCUAAACCUGCCGGCCAAGACUCCUGGACCCCAGAUCUCGCCUACUAUUGUUCUUUGAUUGGCAGACUUGUGGAUAGUAUCCUUUUUGUUCAGAAAUAACUGGCCUUUUGACUUCAUUUCAAAUGGCCUUUUCGUUAAAUAAAAGGUGAGACUACAACAUUGCGACCUCCACUCGUGGCUCUUCCUACGUAAUUAUUACCGGGCUAACCCACGAAAUGUCAGCUUCAUAAACUCUCUGGCCAAUUUUCAAUGUCCCUUCAGUUGACAAACUAAGUAAAGGUGAGACUUGUACCAGACAUUAUUUAUCUCUAUACCCAGUAAGUUACUUUAAAACAGACGAUAUUGAACUUAACAACUGGAAAGCCAUUGCUGGUAAAACCCCACCGCCAUUUCCAGCUUGUGAUUGGCGUUUCAACGAAUUUCCCAAUCCUGUUGCGCAUGCACUUCACGUAACUUGGGUGGAACUGAUGGCGUUACCUGUUAAGGGACCGGAAGUUGGUGAAGCGUUGUUUGACGUCAUCUUUAAAGGAAGCUAUGUGACACACGAUAGUGACAUUCGAGCAAAUAUUAUGGAGUGGAUCAAUGCUGUCGGAUUAGUUUUGUCCGCACUUCCGGUACGUUGAGAAUGUUACUUCCUCUUAGAAGUUAUGGCGGGGUGUGUUGCGUUUUCGGGUAGGACACUUUAUUUACGCAAAACUGCUAACAACUCAGGGGUUUAAAUAGGUGCCGGGAAACUUUCGGGGAAAAUUGAUGAAUUGCGCAGGAAAGAGGUACCUGCGAUAGAGUAGCGUUUCCUUCCGGUCACGUAGUUGUGGCAGUACUCCUGGCCACCUGAUUGUAGCGUCAACUAAUGAUACAGAUCCAAUAGUUGUUUCUCUCUUGCACUUCGUUGCAUCUACAGUUGAAGGUUCGAAAAGGCUUUAUUUUUAUCAAUAUUUUACUAAGGAAUACGAACGGUGCUUCGAUUUAUCUCGUCUAACUCGACCUACAAACUGUUAAUCUAAUAAGACUAUCGCUUUGGACUACCUUCCGUUAUCUUUGUUUAUAUCUCUCAUGUAAUCAUCAGGAACCUUACUGGAGUGUGGUGUAUGAUAAAAUCUGUAUGGCUCUCAGAAGAGAGCUCUCUGCCAAGGAAGUAUCGACAACUCCUAUCGUUCUCGAGGACCGUGGGAGAGCCGCCCCAUUCCCCUACUCAUUCUUAGAGUUCUCUACCAAUGUCGCCAUGCAUUCAGAGACCGCCGCUGACUAUGUCUUGGCAGUCGCGCAUGCGGUUUGGCACCAUACAAGUAUCGGUCAACUGAGCCAGCUUCCACAGUACGUACAGCUGAAUUGUUUGCGCCCAAAUGUAUUACAUUUUUGGUCACUGUGAAACUUUCACCGCGUAGUGUACUUGUAUUUCGACUUACUUCUAUGAUUAUAAUAAGGUAUUGUUCAACAGGAAUGCUUUUCUGAGUUACAAAGCAUUACCCAAGUCAUUUUGACCAAAGCUUUGAAGACAGUUACUUAUAUGUAACACAAAACACACUUCAGUUAAGUGUCGUAGAACCCGAAACAAACUAUGCACUAAAACAGGGGUUUCAAUAACUUUUUGCGUAAGCGGCUACCAAUAGUGUAAGCGGCAAUCCCCGGAAAUGGGCUGUAAGACGAAACCCAAACACGAGUGCUGCUCGCAGGCUGAACAGAUGGCGGUAAGAGUUCGUUUAGAUGACAGUGGACCGCCGAUAACUGGCUUUAAUGAAACCCCUGACUAAGAGUAAACAAAGUUUUAAAAAAAUACCAAACUAACCGAUGCGAAAUAAAAAUGCAUGCGUGUACCUUGUCUCAAGCCUUGGAAAACGGAACUGAACCUUGUGCAUUACGAAUGUCUUCAGACACUUAAUUAUAUCACAAUUCAAUGUGAUGUUAAAAUUUGGCACUUCUUUUUUGUUUGCCUUUGUUUUAUCUCUCUCUUUCUUUUUCAAUCGUAGUUUUGAUUGGCCUCCUGACGAACGGUUUGUUUAAAAUCUCAAUCUUACCGGCCAUGUACAAAGUGUGGUUUUAAAUGUUGAAGGACCCCUAAGCGUAGGUGCACCGUGUUACCUUCAUAGACCUUAGUUUCAACUAUUCAGCCUUCCUUUUUUUUCUAACUCGUGCCUUUUGUUCUUCAUAGGUUUCUUCGUGACCGCGUAUCUCCGCUGGUCACAAAUGAGGCUCAGUUUCUUUACGUGUGUCAUCUGGUUGGACCAUUCCUUCAACGGUUUUCCCAAGAAAGACUCAGAUGUCUACAAGAGGUAUCAAGGGCGGAACACUCAGAGCGACGAGUCACUGCGUUCGCCUCGUUUGACAUUAAGAAUUUAGUGAAAAUCUUUGUCUCUGCAGCAGAAUUAAGUCGCUUCGACUUCGAUCCGUAGCAUGAAUGUAAACUUGUUUUGGAAGCAGAUCACGCCAAGUAGCUUUCCGCAGUGACCAGUCGCUGCGAUAUUUGCUGAGCGGGUCCCAGUCUCCCAUGUGUCGUUUGUGUUUUCUCGUCAUCUACCAUUUCCUUUUAACAGCUUUUGUAAAGUCAGCUUCAAAACAGCUGAUUUUGUCCCAAAAAAACUGAAAAAAUACUUUCGGUGACCCGAUAUUUUGGCGUCCAUGUUAAGACAAAUCUCGACUAACGAUUUUAGCGAAGACAAAUAGAACUUAUCAGAACCCUCUGUCAUGAAAAAAGAGGCAAAAUAAUUACAAGGGCUGAUGGGAACGAAGGAAACCAUCACAAGCCAAUCAGAGCUCGAAGUUAAAACACGUGACCAACUUUGAAGGGCAAGAAAAUGCGAGAUUCCAAGUAGCCUGCGAGCAGGCGCUGCAGGACGCACGUUUUUCCGCCCGCAGAUUUGACCCAAGUCGAGAAGAGGUUUGCCAGAGGUCUGGUACUCAUUAUCAGUGCUAGACCUGAUUCCAGACCUCUUUCCAGGUACUUGCCAAGGUUUUCGUGGCCAAUGAAACGCUCUUGCCGAAGGGCUAAUAACAACGGUCUGCUCGCGGGCUAGAUGCCAAGCGGUGAUUGGAUGAGAAGGUGGCAUGGAAAGUGAACUUUGUGCGGUUUUGUACAGUUGAUAGUUGCUCCAACCGUGUACGUGAGCAAUAGCUCAGCUAUUGAAACUGGUGCAUUUUGACUGUCUUUAUUUUCAUUUUAAUUUGACAGGUUGUUGUGGAGCUGUAUCAUCUGCUGGAAAAAAUUAACAGAGAAGUUCAGCAUAUUCACCACGUUGACACAAUUUGUGACUUCUUGUAUCCUGUUGUAAAGGAAUAUUAUGGAUGAAUCUGUCGUAAAAUGCUCUCAUCUUGAUUAAGAAUUACUGUCAAAUAAAUUCGUAAAACAUCUUUUUCAAAUGAAUUGAGGCGGUAAGUUUCUAAAGAAAAUGUGGUGCUUUGUCGGUGGGGGAGUGUAACAAGGUCAUUGUGUUUUCGUCAGAGUGAACAAUUCGCUGUGAUGAAGGGCUAACGCUCGAAACGUCAGCUUAAGAAACUCUUUAUUGUGGCCAAUUUAUAUUAUCAACGCAUUUGAUAAAACCAAAUUGCCUUUUUUUUUUCAAAUGUUUUACAUGUGUUAAUAGAAGAAAAGGCUUAUCUGUAACGGAAGUUACAGAUAGAUACAGCAAUUCGCUGUAAAUAUCAAGUAAUUUAGUGUUAAAAACUGAGUUGAAAACGUAAAUUGGCCACCGUAAAGGAUAAAAAAGCUUACGUUUCGAGCGUUAGGGCUAAAGUUCGAAACGUCAGCUUUUUUAUUCUUUACUGUGGCCAAUUCACGUUUUCAACUCAGUUGUUAACACUAAAUUACCUACUAAACUCUCCCACCGACGCAGUACCACAGUUUCUUUAGAAACUUACCCCCUUUAUUCGCUAUAAAUAUCAGGUGAUUUUAGGUAAAACUGUCGUCCCUUUCGUUAAGAUCGCUCUGAUACUCUGACUUAAAAGUGUUACAAUUUCUUCAAAAAUUACUUGAAAAUCCCGUCAGAUCUCCAAAAUGUAGAGAACAUUUAUUAGUUUAAGUUCUUUAACUAUAUAUCUAAGAUACCACAUAAAGUACAUGUUUAUAGGAGAUAUUAUCAAAGAUGAAGUACUCAAGAUCAUUCCUCAGCUUCGCCAGUCCUUGCAGAUUCGUUUGAGAUUCAUGACUCAGAAUGUAAAAAGAGAUGAUACUUCAACAUUGGCUUAAACGUCACUGACCAACUCAACUCACGGACAGACAUGCAUUGAAUAACUGCUCCAAACGAGAGCGCAUUUGGGGACAAAUUUGCUGUAAGGCCGGAAACGUGUGAAAUAAGGAAUGGAUAGAAAAUAACUCACUGACUCAAUAUUAGAUGUAGUUGUUGCUUGUUGUAUCGUAAAUCAACGUGACUUCUGUGUUAGUCAAGAUUAGGAUGGAUGAGGGAAGAUAAAUGUUGGAAGAUACAUUUGAAGGACCCACCCAGCGCCAUCAGCUUAUGGCCAUGUUGUGAAUAAAAUGUAACCCUGUAACUUCGACGAAAUCAAACUCGCCAACACAACGAGCCAACUCGCCCACAUAUCGGUUUUUUUGCCAACAUUCUCUGUCAAAUCCUUAAGUUUAUGCCUAACUCGUUGACUCGAGACCUGUCAUGAUUUUAAGAAGAUGAGAUCAUUAUCAAGUGGUUAUGAAGGAUGUUAUGGGCAAGUUAGUUGUCAGACAGUUUGCGUGUUGGAAAAGUGACCGGUAUCAAAAGGCAAACUCGAGUUGAACUUAAUGUAACUGAUUAAUGUAAUCUUCGUAGGAGAGUUCUUUCAUAUAUGUGGGCUGUAAACUUAGGGACUCCUAACGCUUAAAUUUUUAGACUGUGUUGAAAUAACAGUGUUUAGUCUACAUCAAGGUACAGCCAUAAAAGGCUCAUUAAUUUACAGAUCUUCAUUGUUUGAGUCUUGCUUGUUUAUUCUUGACUUAUGAUUGUGGGUUUCCAAACUCUACGGACAGUUAUGUAAACUGCUUGAAGUGCAAGUGACAAGCGUGGUCAUACUUACAGCACUUUAAUUAGUACUUGUGGCUGGUGAUCUAGCUUUUUGACUUCCGUAGGGGUGAGGAAAUUUUUGAGUUAUUUUUCUUUUUGAUUUCUUGUAAACAACCUGCAGGUUAUCAUGUAUUCCACAAACAGGGGGCAGAGUUC
Molecule: messenger RNA, 30843 nt
Organism: Pocillopora meandrina
Lineage: Eukaryota; Metazoa; Cnidaria; Anthozoa; Scleractinia; Pocilloporidae
Source: the annotation of a GenBank genome assembly